AUAGCCGAGAAGAUGUCUCAUGUCGUAAAGAAAAGAAAAUUGGAUAAAACCCGACAGGACAGGCUGUACUUUGACAGCUACACUGAUGUAACUAUCCACGAGGAAAUGAUAGCGGACCACGUCCGCACCAACACGUACCGGAUGGCGAUACUGAGGAACAGUGAGUCCAUACGGGGUAAAGUUGUACUGGACGUCGGGGCAGGAACCGGCGUUUUAAGCAUGUUCUGUGUUCAAGCCGGUGCUAAGAAAGUGUACGCUGUUGAAGCCUGCUCCAUCGCCGAGCAGGCUGUGAAAAUAGUCACACAGAACAAUAUGGAGGACAAAAUUGAGGUUAUUCGAGGCACGGUGGAGACGGUGGACCUACCGGAGAUGGUGGAGGUGAUAGUGAGCGAGUGGAUGGGGUAUGCCCUCCUGCACGAGUCCAUGCUCAACUCGGUCCUCUACGCACGCGACAAGUGGCUGAAGCCGGGUGGCAUCAUCCUACCGAGCAAAGCCGAGCUGUUCAUCGCACCCAUCAGCGACCCGGUGGUGGAGGACCGCUUACAUUUCUGGUAUACCGUCAAAGACCAGUACGGCGUCGACAUGUCCUGCAUGUCCGACUUCGCCAGGAGGUGCAUCAUGAACUCCGACAUCACCGUGAACUCGGUGACCGUUGAAGACGUGCUCUCCCACCCGGCCCGCUUCGCCGAGCUCGACUUGUAUUCGGUCACCGUGGAGGAGCUGCGGUCGGUGAAGGGCAAGUUCCGGUGCGAGUCGUUCGGCUCGGCGGCGGUGAACGCUUUCUGUGUUUACUUCACGGUUACUUUCCCCUGCCCGGACAAGCCGCAAGCGCUCGUGCUCUCCACCUCCCCGUUCAAACCGGAGACGCACUGGAAGCAGGCGGUGCUGUACCUGGACGCUCCGGUGGAUGUGGUGCAGGACACAGUGGUUACCGGAGAGAUCAGCAUGUUUCCCUCGGAGGAAAGCGCCAGACAUAUAUGUAUCCAUGUGGACUACACGAUAGGAGAGCAGAAAAGACAAUCCAAGACUUUUUCCAUCCCUGACUGGAGCAGCGAAGCUCAGUCAUAGUUCAGCAUCAACAUUUAGUGUUAUAGUUUAUUCACCAGGCAGCACACUCAGACCCUUCGAUUAUUAUCUGUCACUAAGAUUCCCAAACCUGCUCACUGAGUUUUGGAAGUGGAGCAAUGACUGUGUGGUGCUUAAUGAUCUAAAGGCUAUGAUGCAACUAUGAUACAAAUGCAUGAUGGGCCUGCAGCUAACAUACUCAAUAGGUUUUGACCCAUCUCUCUAGGCUAAAUCAUAGUGCAUUUUUGGAGCAGACACAAACACCACUGAGUGUGUUGUUUAUGUUACAUGUUCAUAGUUUGGAGUCGUUUAUGUCUUGUUCAAGCUUGUUUUUAGGCCUAAUAUAAUAAUACACCUAAAUUGUAGAAGAAAUAAAUGCAUAUCCUUAACACCUUUCAUAUGCAUUUUUUUCACUCAAUGAGACCAAUAUAAGGUUA
This is a messenger RNA of Plectropomus leopardus (leopard coralgrouper), 1502 nucleotides long. Lineage: Eukaryota; Metazoa; Chordata; Actinopteri; Perciformes; Serranidae. The record is from RefSeq and is a predicted model, not a curated record.